ACACGACGGUUCGGCCUAAAGUCUUUAUCGCUUGACUGCGUCUUGCCUAUUCUCCUUUUCCUGUCUUCAAGCCGCAAGUCGCGCUUUGCAUUCUUUACGAUAAACGUUUUCUACACGACCUCUCUCACUUUUCAUUCCAAUCAUGAUUGCCGGUCUAUCCAAAGCCGUGGUUUUAUACCUUACGCCGCUGCUUGCUUUGACUUCUCUUAUCCUCUCUUACUUGGCAUUCUUGGCUCCGAGUCUUUUGCUUGAGGACAGGGUUGCACUGUUCACUAUUACCCCAUCCUCGAAUUCUUCAGAUGGAACUGAUGGAGCAAGUCUUUUCUUGGGACUGCUCGGAUCGUGCUCUCGACCGACGAACGACGCUGCGAUCAAUUGUACCGUUGCUGCCCUCAGGCCGACAUACGACUUUUCUGAUCUACCGGCCGAUGUGCCUCAGAUCCUUAUAUCUUCUCCGCCCAGUGCAGGGGCUUUCGUUGCUGUUUCACUGGGCUUUUCUUCCGUCUUCUUCCUCGUUUACACUGUGGCGUCUUUCCGACACAAAAUGGGAGAGAAAAUGGCUGCUACCAUGGACAAGCCCCUUAUUCAGAGGCUAACUGCCUGGAUGGGCUUCAUAGGAUUCUUCAUCGGAUUCACUACGCACAUGGUCGUCAGAAUGUGGUUUGACAAGACGGUCAGCGAUUUUAACGGCAGCGUCGCCGCAGGCGUCAAUGCCGUGGCCAGCAUUGGUAACGCCUUCACCAUGGUCUGGGUAGCUAAUGCCUUUUUGGCUGUGCCUGUUACUGUAUCCCUUUCAAAGUUGCACGUCAAGGCUUCCAAGUGAUCCAACUCCGCGAUUUUUUACAUCCACUCUUUAUUAACGACCUUACGAACUCUUGGGACUUUGGACACUUUUGGACACUAACACUUACAGUGUAUCG
This is a messenger RNA of Desarmillaria tabescens, 920 nucleotides long. RefSeq lists its product as uncharacterized. Bases 143 to 823 code for a protein of 226 amino acids. The record is from RefSeq and is a predicted model, not a curated record. The transcript is spliced from 6 exons. Lineage: Eukaryota; Fungi; Basidiomycota; Agaricomycetes; Agaricales; Physalacriaceae.